Aegilops tauschii subsp. strangulata is the source of this 1750-nucleotide messenger RNA. Lineage: Eukaryota; Viridiplantae; Streptophyta; Magnoliopsida; Poales; Poaceae. The record is from RefSeq and is a predicted model, not a curated record.
CGCUUCCCCAUAGUUCUUGGAGUUCGCUUGGAGCUGGGAACAAUGCAUGCGGAGUGAAUAGUUUCCGGGUAUUGGAGGAAGGAAGACAGGAAGAACAAAGACCAAAGCCUUUAAAAAGAUUUUUGUAUCACAAAGGUUGGUUUUUGUAGGUCCAAACAACAGCCGAGUUGGUGCAUGAAUUAAUUUAGCACGAGAGGGAAACUGAAUUCAGAAGACAAUGUCUAGCUUCGUUGGUGUUCUUGUCUCUGAUCCAUGGCUCCAGAGCCAAUUCACCCAAGUGCAGCUCCGAACGCUCCAAACAAAAUUCACUUCCGCAAAGAGAUCGGAUGCCGAGCAUGUAACUAUAAAAGAUUUGCCGCCAGUGAUGGAGGAGCUUAGGGGUAUUCAGGAGGUUCUAACCAAGGAGGAUAUCACCAACUUUUUGAGCGAGUCUUACCCUGAUAUGAACGAGCCAAUUGAAUUUGAGCAGUUCCUUAGGGAGUACUUAAGCCUUAAAGCUAAGGGAACCACCAAAUCAGGAGGCCAAAAGAACUUGAAGGGAUCAGUGUCCUUUUUGAAGGCAUCGACCACUACUCUCUUGCACGUCAUUAAUGAGUCUGAAAAAACUUCUUAUGUCAAUCAUAUCAAUAAUUUUCUCGGGGACGACCCUUUCCUGAAGAAUUUCUUGCCAUUGGAUCCAACAUCAAAUGAUUUAUUUAAUCUUAUCGGGGAUGGUGUUCUGCUUUGCAAGUUGAUCAAUGUUGCUGUUCCCGGCACAAUAGAUGAGAGAGCAAUCAAUACAAAGAAGGAUCUGAAUCCAUGGGAGAGGAAUGAGAACCACACUCUUUGUCUCAACUCUGCCGAGGCAAUUGGUUGUACUCUAGUUAACAUUGGGACACAAGAUCUGAUUGAAGCCAGACCUCAUCUAGUUCUUGGUUUGCUAUCCCAAAUCAUAAAGAUACAACUCUUAGCUGAUUUGAAUCUGAAGAAAACACCUGAGUUGUUGGAGUUGGUGGCUGAUGAUAACAGCAAGGAAGCAGAGGAGCUUGUCAACUUAGCACCAGAUAAGAUGUUGCUCAAGUGGAUGAACUUCCAUAUCAAGAAAGCAGGGUACAAAAAAACUGUAACAAAUUUCUCUACUGAUGUUAAGGAUGGUGAAGCGUAUGCUUACCUUCUCAGUGCCCUUGCUCCCGAGCAUAGCUCAACGACCCUGAUAGAAACUACAGAUCCUAAAGAAAGGGCAAAGAAAGUGCUUGAAACCGCCGAAAAGCUUGAUUGUACAAGAUAUGUAACAUCUAAAGAUAUUGUUGAGGGUUCAGCAAAUCUCAACUUGGCAUUUGUUGCAGAAAUAUUCCAGCACAGAAAUGGUUUAUCAUCGAACAAUGUGGCUCCUGUCGUCGAAGAUACCCCUGGUGAUGUUAGGACAGGAUCGGUUCUGCUGGUGGUGCUUGACAAAACAAAAAGCUACGUCUCCCUGAUUCUUUCCACUACGGAAUGCUCUCUGGUAUAUUUGAUCUCGAGUGCGGACCUCAAAGCAGUGACAUGUGGCAAUUUUUGUUGUUUCCCAUGUACUCUUUCGAAGGAACAAUGCAAACAUUCGUUCACAUACACCAUCCAGAGAGAAGGACUCCGCGUGUAGCAUGGCACCCUACGAUGUAGCAUGGCAAUUUACUUAUAAGAAUGUAUAACAACUCUUCUGUGUACACAACAAUUCGUCCUGUUACCCCAUGGCAAUUUUUUUAACAUGUGGGCAAGUCUUCCUUUUUCUUUA